CGCCACCGCCAUCACAGCUCGGUGGUAAGAGAAAGCUGCUCAGAGCUUCAUAAAAGGACGGCCUGUAGUCACACAUUUUACUGAAAGCAAGACAUUUUACCCUAAAGGUCGUGUAUUUAUCGUGAGGGGCGAAGGUCGUGACAGCCCAAACUGAUCCCAGCCCUCAGUGUGAAACCUCAGACGACUGCACACAGACGCUAUGGAUCGCUCACCCACCACCGCCAGCCUCAUGGCCAGCAACGUCACCAACAAGACGGACCAGCGCUCCCUGAACUCCCGGGUGUUCAUCGGGAACCUCAACACCCUGCUGGUCACCAAGGCCGACGUGGAGUCCAUCUUCGCCAAAUACGGCAAGAUCGUUGGCUGCUCCGUGCACAAGGGAUACGCCUUCGUCCAGUUUCUCAAUGAGAGGACGGCGCGCUCUGCUGUCGACGGAGAGGACGGGAGGAUGAUCGUCGGCCAAGUUCUCGACAUCAACCUGGCUGGAGAACCCAAACCACACAGUAGUUCCUCCUUCGAACUCGACUAUGACUUUCAGAGAGAUUAUUACGACAGAAUGUACUCGUACCCGUCCCGUGUUCCCGCUCCUCCCCCCCCCUUGUCGCGGGCCGUGAUCCCGUCCAAGCGUCCGCGGGUCAGCCUGAGCGGAGGAAGCAGCCGGCGGACGAAGAGCAGCUUCUCCUCUUCCUCCAAGAGCAGCCAGAGGACAUCCUCGUCCAGAACAAUGAAAGUGGACGAGCUGCAGACCAUCAAACGGGAGUUGUCUCAAAUCAAAAGCAAAGUGGACGACCUGCUGGAGAGCCUGGACAGCAUGGAUAAGGACCACGGCAAGAAGUCGGGUAUGCAGAGGAAACACACUAAGAGUAUGAAAACGGAGCCAGGCGAGGUCACUUCACCGCCACACCCGAGCAGCAAGAAGGUGGACGGGCUGAAGAGGAAGGGGGACAUCCAGGACAUAAACGACUCUGACGAGGAUGAAGACGACGAGGGAGACAUGCUGGAAGAGGAAGAGGUGAAGAGUCAAGAGAGGGAUGACGAUGAUGAGGAAGAGGAAGGCGAGCACAUUGAAGAUGAUGAUGGCGACAGUGUGAACGGUGAAGAUGACUCGUAGACCUCACUUUCCACCGAAGCAUAGGAACUCGGACUCCUAUUUUAACACUCAUGUUGUAGAUAUGAAAUGCAAACGGUGCACACACACAAGCAUGGUGCACACACACUCUGUUGUCCCGGUGUCCCAAAGUCGAUUUUGUUUAUUUUGUCCAGUGUUGCUGUAACAGGAAAUAACUAGCUGUAGAUCCAGUCUGUUUUUACUGCGUCGGUAUUGUCUCCGGGAGAAGAAGGAAACACGGACUGUAAAUGUUCUCAGAGACGACAGCUCGACGGACAUGUCUUAACGCAAGAGGACAACAAUUCAGCUACGAAAGACCGCUUUUAUUAAGUUCAAUGUGUUUUGGUUGUGUCAUCAUCAGUGAGUUUGUUUGACCUUGUGUGUCUGUAUGUUAAUGUCAGUUUUUUUUAUACUAUUCAGUUUAACUGUAAAGGAAUAAAUUGCAAUAAAAUAUUAAAAUGUAGAUCGUU
Molecule: messenger RNA, 1578 nt
Organism: Notothenia coriiceps (black rockcod)
Lineage: Eukaryota; Metazoa; Chordata; Actinopteri; Perciformes; Nototheniidae
Product: heterogeneous nuclear ribonucleoproteins C1/C2-like
Exons: 9
Coding region: 200-1111 (303 amino acids)
Cellular component (GO): nucleus
Molecular function (GO): RNA binding
Source: RefSeq, a predicted model, not a curated record